Aspergillus sclerotioniger CBS 115572 is the source of this 2064-nucleotide messenger RNA. RefSeq names its product FAD-binding oxidoreductase. The transcript is spliced from 6 exons. The record is from RefSeq and is a predicted model, not a curated record. Gene Ontology annotation, molecular function: FAD binding. NCBI's taxonomy places the organism in Eukaryota, Fungi, Ascomycota, Eurotiomycetes, Eurotiales, Aspergillaceae. The coding region runs from base 462 to 1880 and encodes 472 amino acids.
GUUGAAUCGCCUUAGUAGCCACUCCAACACUUCCUUACAAAGCAUGACGGUAGGCAGGUAACCUGCCCGCCCUUCGACGCCUUACACUUGCCGUGGGGCUGCUGCUCGGCUGCAGGGGUAUCGGUGCUCUAGUGCUUACGGAGUACCUACUGCUCUCGCUUCUCCAACCACUGAUGGAACCAUCUAGAUUUUCCCAAUUUGGAAGGAGACAGGGGGAGAAGGGGCUGUCAAACUUUGAGUGGAGCAAACACGACACAUAUGGAUGCACAUUUCCGCUUGGAGACCGGGAGGAGGAGGUGAGGACGGAUGGUAGGUGAGGCAAUUAGGUUGACCUAAGAUUUCCCUUCUAGUUUAAAAUAGUCGACGGACACACAGACGGACAGAAAGAGACAACAAUUGAAACUUUCUCUGUCCUCAAUCUCACUCUCGUCAACAUCAAACCAAGCCCCCUCGAUACCAUCAUGGCGGCCACUGCCUUCGACCAGCUAAGAGCUCUCUUUCCCGACACUACUGAUAAGGUAGUGACUCCCACCAACGAGAAGCAGUACCAAGAUGCCGUGACCCGUCCCUGGUCGCAGACCUGCUGGACCCCCGCGGCGGGGUACGUCUACCUGAGCAGCGUUCAGGAACUGACCGAGGCGCUGGCCGUUGUUCGGAAGACUGGCACCAAGUUCGCCGUCCGCACCACCGGCCACAACCCGAACAUCGGGUUCAGUAGUGCCGACAAGACGGCCCUCGUGCUGGACAUCGGGCAGCUCAACUCCAAGGAACUGCUGACGACCGAAGAAGGCACCGCCCGGUUCGGGCCGGGAAAUACCUGGGGCGAUGUGUAUGCUUGGUUGGAGGAGCGGGGGUUGUCAGCCAUUGGAGGUAGGGAUCAGCAGGUAGGAUUGGGAGGGUUUCUCUUAGGAGGAGGUAUGGGAGCUUUGCCUAAUCUUUAUGGACUUGGUGCUGAUGGGGUGAGGAAUUUUGAGGUCCUGCUAGCGGAUGGCAGUCUCAUUAAUGCCAACGCGAAUGAGAAUUCCGAUCUCUACCGCGCCUUGAAGGGUGGUGGCUCUAACUUUGGUAUUGUGACACGGUUUGAUCUCGCAAUCCACCCUCUGAUCAACGUUCAAUACACCAUCAGCCUCUACAACCCCGAAGAUCACCUGGCGAUCAACCAGGCCACUGCGGCAGUCCAACAGGCCAUGGAGGAGGAUCCCAAGAUCGGGCUGUUCACCAACUUCAACAACGGCUUUGUCGCGGUAGGCUUGCUCUACGGAGACCACCCGACGAAGCCACCGAAGGCCUUUGAGCCGUUCCGCAACCUCAAAAGCCUGGUGACGACGGUGCUGCCUUCCACGAACGGCACACUCUUGUCGCUGGCCCAAGCCAUGGGCCAUGCCCAAGCGCCCAAAAAGCGAUCUAUUUGUACGGUGACCACCCAGGUUUCGCCCGAUCUUUACGAAGAAGUGUACAAGACCUGGGUCGAGGUCUGUAAGUCUCUCCCGACUGGCGCGGUCCUGCAUUAUACCAUUCAGCCAUUUGGCAAGGCUGGUGUUCAGGCUGGCAAAGAUCGCGGAGAGAAUAUCAUGGGUCAUGAGAGCGUCCCGCAAUGCUGGUGGGUUUUUACCUGUGAGUGGCCCGAAAAUGGUAGUGACGAUGCCGCAGCGCAGAAGGCCGUGGAGUCCAUGUCCGAGAAGGUGCAGUCUGUGGCCAAAGCCAAGGGAUUCCUUUUGGAGUUCAAGUGUAUGAGCUUUGCUACCGCCUCGCAGAAAGUUUUGGGUAGCUAUGGGGCUGAGAAUAUCAAGUGGAUGCAGGAGGUGGCGGCCAAGUAUGAUCCCAAGGGCGUUUUUCAGGAGUUGCAGAAUGGUGGGUUUCUUCUACGCGACAAUAUCUAGAUGCUUGCCUUGGAGGUGAGCGAGGAGAGAAAGGGGACCUGAUAGCGUCCAAUAACAAUGCGAGGCAUUUUAUUCUAUUAGAGUUCGAGCUCUCCGCUCUAGUAUGUUGGACAGCGCCAACCAAUACCGUAUUUUUCAUAGUCAUCCUGUAUGUACAGAGGGUACAGGGAUAGGUACAUGCAUG